This is a messenger RNA of Chrysemys picta bellii (western painted turtle), 3873 nucleotides long. NCBI's taxonomy places the organism in Eukaryota, Metazoa, Chordata, Testudines, Emydidae. The record is from RefSeq and is a predicted model, not a curated record.
CUGUGGCACACACGCGCAGAGCAGAGCGAGGCGGCGGCUGCAGCAGCAGCCUGCAGCCCACAGUCUCGGAGCAGCACGCAGUAGCAGAGCACCAGCAUGGCGGGGCUGCGCUACCCGCAGCAAGGCAGCUACUGCCGCGCAGCCACGGCCAUGAACCUCUUGUUAGGCGUCUUCCAGGUCCUCUUACCCUGCUUUCGCCCGGGAGAAGCACAGGGCCAAGCUAUUGACCCAAUCCCCAGCGUGGUGGAGCUGUGGCAAGCUGAAGAAGGGGAACUGCUGAUGCCCACUCAGGCUGAUUCUGAGGAGGAUGUGGAAGAGCAUCCACAAGAGCAAAGCUUCUCAGCAAGGAUACCUAAUGGGAAGGCCUUACAUUUUCAUCCCUCGGGUCUGCAUUUCGGAAUGCAGUUACUGGGACUGCCCAGAUCUAAAGUGCUGUAUGCUUACAACCCUAGUAGGGAUAGAGAAGUUGUAGUGAAUUCAGUGUUUACAGCUACUAGACAUUUUCAUGUGUCUCCUGUUCAUCGCAGGGUGAUUCCAGCAAUGGGAAAAAUUUCUUUCAGAGUCCUCUUUCUGCCAACAGAGGAAGGCAAUAUUGAAAGUUCAUUAUUUAUAAAUACCUCAUCUCAUGGAGUACUUUCAUAUCAGGUAUUUGGAAUGGGAUCUCUGGGAACCUCUCCAGAAGAUUCUAACAAGCAGCUAGUGAAUACCUGUUUACUGCUUCCAAGUAUCCAAAACAUCCAGAUUUCACCAACACUGGCAGAAACUACGAAUGCCAGUCUCUUACAAGUUCAUCUUGAAUGCAGUUUACAUAACAAUAUGUGCCAACAACUUAAGAGUUGCUGUUUUAUGUCUGACGAUGCAGUGCUGCUAAAAAUGAGCUUAGUACUAAGAAUGGAAAACUCCCAACAGGAAUUUGUGGAUCACAGACAGUACUUACUGGAGAAUCUUUUUGUAGUUUAUGUAGCAAUGGACAAAACUGAGACCUCAGAUGAUUCCACAGUAAACAUGUAUGUAUUGCAUUCAGGGAACAACGUUUUACAUAUACAGGACAUACAGCGUUUCUCACAAAAAGAUACAUCAUCUGUGCAGUUUGAGCCAACACAACUUCCUUCUUCAACCACAAAUUUUACAAAAGUUGCUUCCAUUGUUUGUAAAGCUGCAUCAUGUAACAAUGAAAGCCAUUAUACUAGUGAUGUGAAGAUGAAUCCAUUAGAAGGCACCACAACACUAAAAGCAUGUCUUUCCCAUCCUGUGAUGGAAGGGUAUUUUGGCGUUGACCCUUCUGCAGCAUUAUUUCACAUAGAGCCACAUCACAACACUUCAGGAUUUUGGUCUAUAUGGUUUACAAACAAGUUUGACUUUAGCAUUGAACUAAAUGAUGUCUUUGUAGCCAGAGAGACUAAGAACAUUUUAAAGAUUCUGAACUUCACUGAACCCUUGACUCUACCUCCAGGCUGUUGGAAUGUAUUUUCUUUGAAGCUCAGUGUCAAAGACACUGUAAUAAAUGUAUUUUCUAAUGUAUUUUUGGCUACAAAUGUAGGAGUGAUGUUUGCGAUACCUCUACGGAUUUAUUCAACUCUGUCCAAGGGGGAUCUUCAUUUUGAAGCCAUAGCACAUUGUGAUAUACACUGCUACUUGGGAAAGUCUGAUACAGCAAAUCUGUUUUGGAAAGGGAGUUUGUCUCUGGACCAUUCUACGUGGAAUGUGGAUUCUGAGCUUGCAAGUGAGCUUUAUGAAAGAUGGCAGAAAGUAAAACAUGGGGAAGCCUGCAGGAGGAAUUUUUUGGGAAUGACUCUCAUUGCUCACCAUAAGAAGCCUGAAGAGGAGGAGUCAUUUGCUUUCUUUUUGCCACGUUUGAUUACAGAGCCUGGCCUGACACUAAACUUUAGUGCAACUGCACUUAAGAAUAGUAUGGUAAAAUAUUUUGUGCUAAGAAACCCCUCAUCCUUCCCAGUUACGCUACAACUUCUGCCUCUGUCUUACUAUCCUGAUCCCCAAGCAUCACUGAGUCUGCUCAGCAAAUGGUUUGGCACAAAUGUGCAAGCUAUUAAUUUCACAACCACUGAAUUUAGGCUCAUGGAGGAGUAUGCACACAGGCAGGAUGCACAUCAGGAGGACCUUACUAACAUGAAAUCCAGUUCUGAGGUGCUUCAGUUACAUUUGCAACCAUUGGAAACCCGAAGGAUUGGUGUAGUUUUUACACCAGUUGACUACAAAAGAGUAGCAUCCCUUAUAUUAAUCAGAAAUAACUUGACUGUUCUGGAUGUGGUCAAUGUAGAAGGCUUUGGAGCCAGAGAAUUAUUAAAAGUAGGUGGAAGACUGCCAGGUGCAGGAGGGUCACUUAGAUUUAAGGUGCCAGAAGCUACACUCAUGGACUGCAGACGACAACUGAAAGACAGCAAGCAAAUUUUAUCUAUCACAAAGAAUUUCAAAGUGGAGAAUAUUGGGCCUCUUCCUAUAACUGUAUCAUCUAUGAAGAUUAAUGGGUACAGUUGCCAAGGAUAUGGGUUUGAAGUGUUAGAUUGUCAGGAAUUUUUCCUGGCUCAGAAUUCUUCGCGAGAGAUCAGCAUUGUGUUUACCCCUGAUUUUACUUCUUCGUGGGUAAUCCGUGAGCUUACUUUGGUGACUGCUGCUGAUGUAGAGUUCCACUUCACACUCAACGUGACCCUUCCUCACCAUUUGUUACCCUUGUGUGCAGAUGUGGUGCCAGGACCUAGCUGGGAAGAGUCUUUCUGGAGGCUCACAGUUCUCUUUGUUAGUUUGUCCCUAUUGGGUGUGAUUCUAAUAGCCUUCCAACAAGCACAGUACAUUUUAGCAGAAUUCAUGAAAUCAAGGCAGAGACCAAAUCCCAAUUCUUCAUCACAGCAAAACAGCAAUCCUGUGGAUAUAAUCAGCUCCGAUUCCUACAAGGGCAGCUGCAAGACCUUUAUGGAUUCCUGUGGCACCUCUGAUAAAGGCAAAGGAAAAGGCUUCCUUUCUGUAGGCACUCCAUCCAGCCGAAGCCAGAAUGCUGCAAAGAGAAGUCCAGCAACCUAUAGCCACUCUCAGAAGAAACAUAAAUGUUCUGUUUACUACAGUAAACAAAAAACAAACACAGUAACUGGCAGUGGCAUUACAACUACUGAUGAAAAGCAGAAUCAGACUGUAGAGAACCAAAUCUCAGCACCAAAAGAGGACAUUUGCACUGACAUUGUUAGUGAGAACUGGCUACACUUAAAAUAUGCAAAUGGCAUAAAUGUAAACAUGCAGAAGAAUUUAACUCUUCCAGGAAACUUUCUGGAUAAAGAAGAAAGUGCACUAAAAAAUACAGUUCUCAUGGAAAGUACUUCUUCAGAGUGUGAUUUGAAGGAGGAUCUUCAAGCAUGUGUGUUUCCUAAGGAAACUAACCUUACAACUUCAGAAAAUAUAACUGAGCUCAAAGAACAGGAGUUCUGUCCUCUGAAGACAUCUAAGAAGCUACCCGAAAGUCACUUGUCAAAUUCACCUCAGCAACAGCCAGAAUUGCAAGACAUUUCCAGGAAAAAUAAUGGGAAUAACCAGCAAGUGCCUCUCAGGAAUGAAAUAGAAAACUGUGAGACUUUGAAAAAGCAGAUUAACACAAAGCCUUCCACUGAGAAAAAGAUUAGUAAAGGCCCUAAGGAGGAUACACCAUGCUGUGGAAAACAGGAACUUGCUUCAGUUGAGCAAGAAGAGGCUUAUAGGAAGAAGAGAUCUCAGGAGAAAAGAGAAGGCAAUUUAUCAAAUAUAAGUUGGAAUAGAAAUAGAACAUCUAGAAAAAACAAGAAAAAGAAUGUUAAUAUAUCUCCAAGGUGUGUGCUGCAUCCUUGGACAAUCACAAGUUUUAUUACACCUUGUUGAAACUGAAAAUGCUUU